GGAUUGGUCUCUCUCUUUCGAUCCCCGCCUCUGGGGAGGAGCCAGCAGCCCUGGGUCCAGCCUGUUCUCUGCUCCAGCCGAGAGGAGGCUCUGCUCUGGGUGGGGAUGGAGCGCGCAACUGUCUGGUUCUGACCUGGGGGAGCGGAAGCCACUGGUCUUUCUCCCUCCCCAAGACCUCUGUGACUUCUGGGCAGCUGAGGUCCGGCCAGGCUAAGGGCCGGGGAUGCCCCCUGCCUGGCCCCCUUGCCAGAACUGGCAAGGGGGCCGGGCUGGGCAGCAGCCCCAGUCUCAUCCCAGUCAUGGAUCUCCUACCCCCCAAGCCCAAGUACAACCCACUUCGGAAUGAGUCUCUGUCAUCGCUGGAGGAGGGGGCUUCGGGGUCCACUCCACCGGAGGAGCUGCCUUCUCCAUCAGCCUCAUCCCUGGGGCCCAUCCUGCCUCCUUUGCCUGGGGACGACAGUCCUACCACCCUGUGCUCCUUCUUCCCCCGGAUGAGCAACCUGAAGCUGGCCAACCCUGCCGGGGGGCGCCUGGGGCCUAAGGGGGAGCCAGGAAGGGCAGCCGAGGAUGGGGAGGGGAUCACAGGGACAGCUGUGCUGGACUCAGGCCCCCUGCCCCUCCUCCAGGACAUGAACAAGCUGAGUGGAGGCGGCGGGCGCAGGACUCGGGUGGAAGGGGGCCAGCUGGGGGGCGAGGAGUGGACCCGCCACGGGAGCUUUGUCAAUAAGCCCACGAGGGGCUGGCUACAUCCCAACGACAAAGUCAUGGGACCCGGGGUUUCCUACUUGGUUCGGUACAUGGGCUGUGUGGAGGUUCUGCAGUCAAUGCGUGCCCUUGACUUCAAUACCCGGACUCAGGUCACCAGGGAAGCCAUCAGUCUGGUGUGUGAAGCUGUGCCGGGUGCUAAGGGGGCGACUAGGAGGAGAAAGCCUUGUAGCCGUCCUCUCAGCUCUAUCUUGGGGAGAAGUAACCUCAAAUUCGCUGGAAUGCCAAUCACUCUCACUGUAUCCACCAGCAGCCUCAACCUCAUGGCCGCAGACUGCAAACAGAUCAUUGCCAACCACCACAUGCAAUCUAUCUCAUUUGCGUCCGGCGGGGAUCCGGACACAGCUGAGUAUGUCGCCUAUGUUGCCAAAGACCCUGUGAAUCAGAGAGCCUGCCACAUCCUGGAGUGUCCUGAAGGGCUUGCUCAGGAUGUCAUCAGCACCAUUGGCCAGGCCUUCGAGCUGCGCUUUAAACAAUACCUCAGGAACCCACCCAAGCUGGUGACCCCCCAUGACAGGAUGGCUGGCUUCGAUGGCUCAGCGUGGGAUGAAGAGGAGGAAGAGCCACCUGACCAUCAGUACUACAAUGACUUUCCGGGGAAGGAACCCCCUCUUGGGGGGGUAGUAGACAUGAGGCUUCGAGAAGGAGCCAUGCCAGGGGCUGCUCGACCCACUCCCCCCAGUGCCCAGACCCCUAGCCAUCUGGGAGCUACACUGCCUGUAGGACAACCUGCUUCAGGAGACCCAGAAGUCCGCAAGCAGAUACCACCUCCACCGCUCUGCCCAGGUAGAGAGCUCUUUGAUGAUCCUUCCUAUGUCAAUGUCCAGAACCUAGACAAGACCCGGCAAGCAGGGGCUGGGGCUGGACUCCCCAAUCCUGCCAUCAAUGGCAGCGCACCCCGGGAUCUCUUUGACAUGAAACCAUUUGAAGAUGCCCUCCGGGUGCCUCCACCUUCCCAGUUGAUGUCCAUGGCUGAGCAGCUCCGAGGGGAACCCUGGUUUCAUGGGAAGCUGAGCCGGCGGGAGGCUGAGGCACUGCUGCAGCUCAAUGGGGACUUCCUGGUGCGAGAGAGCACGACCACUCCUGGCCAGUAUGUGCUCACCGGCUUGCAGAGUGGGCAGCCUAAGCACCUGCUUUUGGUGGACCCUGAGGGUGUGGUUCGGACAAAGGAUCACCGCUUUGAGAGUGUCAGUCACCUCAUCAGCUACCAUAUGGACAAUCACUUACCCAUCAUCUCUGCGGGCAGUGAACUGUGUCUACAACAGCCCGUGGAGCGGAAACUUUGAUCCAUCCCAGCUUCUCUCCAGAUGCCCUCUGGACCCUUCUACUCUCUUCCUUAACUCUCAGGACCUCACUUGGGAGUAUUCUGUGGGCUUUGCCUUGGGUAGGAGCUGGGAGAAAUGUGGACACUGGAUUCAGUAUCCAGUAGAAUGAGAGGAUUUGAGUCAGGAGCCUGGGGGAGAAACUUGUUUCUCCCCAAACCUCACCAAAGUAUUAAUGUACACAGUGGCCUCCUCAUCUGGGCCUUUCCUGUGCCAACCUGAUGCCCCCUUCCCCAAGAGGGGGUGCUUGUAAUGGAAAAUGUCCCACGGUGACAGACCCAUGGGUGGAGCAGUCACCCUUCUGUGGAAGGGGGAAUGAAUUCCACUUCUGGUCUACUCCUGGGCUUCAGGGUACCCCAGACCCCUCUCAACACGCCCCCUCCCCCAAGUGUUUAAACUUUGUGCCUUUAACCAUCUCCUAGGUUGGAAGAGUUCUCAGACCCUUGAGUUCAAGGACAGGGGUGCUGACAUCUUCCUGGCUUCUGGGACUCUGUCCACUCUGCUCAGCACCCUCUCUGGUUUGGGUUGGGAAGAGGCAGGAGUGACAGCUGUCCCCAAGCCACGGGGAUGUGCAACCCUCAGAGAUGGCCCCAAAGCCCUCCUCCAGGCCGGGUGGGGGAGGAUGGAUGCCCCUUGCUCAGUGCCUCCUGGCUGGCCCCUCCUCCAGGGGUCUGUAUAUACAUUUCUAAGCCCUGCCUCUCCUGUGUCGCAUGCAUGUUGUACCCUACAGCCAAAGUGCAGCCCUUCUUCCUGUCACUGGCCCUGCCUUCUGGAUUCUGGGGCAGCGGGGUGACCAAAUUUCAGCCUCCCCAUGUAACUCCCAAGUGGGCUUUGUGGAGGUGGGAUGGCAUUGAGAAAGCAGUAGACAAUCCCCAAAUGCGAUCUGUAGAUUUGGAAUUGCGUUCAUUUUUUAAUAUGCACAUAUUUUAGGGCUGUAGAUUUACUGCCCUUUGUUUUCCAUGGCUUUUGAGCACAAAAUGAUGAUAAUCGAUUACAUUUAUAUAUCACCUCUUUGACUUUUCUGAGCCCUUUUACAACUAUUGGCAUUUUUUCACCACCGGCAGCAUUAUCUUUUUUACAAGAGACCUAAGGCAGGCAUUGAUUUUGCCCUCGAACUGGAGAACUUGGACCUGGUAGGGUGAGGUUAGGAGGCAUGUCUGCUUGGAGAGUUACAGUGUGGUGAAAUGGGAGCUUAAGCUCCACCGGUGUUGAGGACUGGCCAGGGUAUGCUGGACAGACAAGCCUCCCCUUGCUGGGCUGCAGGCCUGGUGGCAGGGAGGAAGGGAUGAGGACGAAAGAAGGUGGGAUGUUUGCAUCCUGGGCACCUCCUUUUUUGUUUGGUUGUGUUCACAGGUCUCACUUAUACCAAAGGGAAAUAGUCUUCAUUAAAGUCCGUGUUUCUUCUA
Messenger RNA from Octodon degus (degu), 3493 nucleotides. It is a transcript of the gene Shc1, whose product is annotated as SHC adaptor protein 1. The coding region runs from base 300 to 2051 and encodes 583 amino acids. NCBI's taxonomy places the organism in Eukaryota, Metazoa, Chordata, Mammalia, Rodentia, Octodontidae. Gene Ontology annotation, cellular component: plasma membrane. Gene Ontology annotation, biological process: intracellular signal transduction; cell surface receptor protein tyrosine kinase signaling pathway. The transcript has 12 exons. The record is from RefSeq and is a predicted model, not a curated record. Gene Ontology annotation, molecular function: receptor tyrosine kinase binding.